AUGAGCCAAAGUAAUGUAGACCGUUUAGUGGACAACCUAAUAGAAGAUGAAGCUGAGAGAGAGGGUCUUCUUGCCAAACCCACCUGCUUUAUCAUAGUGGGAAGACCGGGUGUUGGCAAAUCCACCUUGGCCAAAAAACUUGCAGAGUCCUGGAAGUGUAUCUUAAUUGAUGAUACAGAUCUGCUAAACACACACUUACAAAAUAAAACAAAGCAAGGCAUAGAGCUCUUGACUAUCUUAUCUGAGGGGAGAAUUAUACCAGAAGACAUGGUGCUCCAGCUGAUUAUUGCCAGGCUUAACUCACCAGAUGUGGAGCACUAUGGGUAUGUACUGAGCUGCCUGCCGUUCAUGUCAGAAGAGUGUCUGAAAAUUCAUGAGCAGCUCGAGCUGAUCAAAAACCUCAAACUAACACCUGAUUUUAUCAUCAACAUCAAGUAUGCAGAUAAAGACCUGGUCCAUCGGCUGUCGGGUCUGAAGCAGCACACAGAGACAGGCCAGCUGUAUAACAGGGAACAGUGGACGCGUGAAGAUGUGUUUAACAAGAAGAGGGAGAACAAGGAUGAGGAACUGGAGGAUGAGGAAGAGGAGCUUGAUGAACAGGAACCCCAAAAGGAUAUUGUUGGCCACUUGGUGUGGACGCCAGAAAAUUUGGUCAGAAAUGCUUUUCCUAGAAUCAACAUGUACAAGGACACUAUGCUCAGACCACUGGAGGAUUACAUGUCAGGCCACAACCCCCUCUACCUGUUGGAGCUGGAUGGAAACAACCCACCUGAAGAGCUGCUCUCGUCUGUAAUGUCCCGUCUUGGAUCCAUGGCGGUAAAGCGUGUCUGCGUUCCAUUCCCCCUUCACCAGACGGAUGAUGAAGAACUGCCAGAGGAAAUUGACACGGAAGACCUAUUGAGAAUAAUGUCCUCCUCCAGGACCGUGUCCCCUGGCUUUAGAUGGAGAAGGAGCCGCUGGAGCCGAACUUGUCCUGUUGCCCUGAAGGAGGGCAAGAUCAUUCCUGGCAAGCCUGAAUUAUCUGUGGGCUUCCAGGACAAAUUGUACAUCCUGUCAUCUCAGGAGGCCUACGAGAAGUUUAUCACAAACCCCCGACGGUACUUACUUCCUCCGAUGCCCAGACCUCCUUGCAGAGUUUCCAUAAUUGGACCUCCACAGGCCGGGAAGAGCACUCUAUGUAAGCUUCUAGCUCAGCACUACAAUGCAUUGGUGCUUGAUAUGGAGGUAUUGGUGCAGCCGGUUCUGGCCAAGGUUGAGCAGGAGAAGCUUGAAGAAAUCAAAGAGCAGACAACACAGAUCGCGAUAGAGAAAAUCCGGCUGAAGAUGGAGCAGGAGGACGGGGAGAAUUUAGUGACAGAGGAUCAUCCAGAGGUGCAAGCCAUGGUGCUGUCUGCGCUGGAAGAAGCUAAACAUAUGAGCACAUCUCCCUUCAGCCUGUAUGCUGAGGUACUCGAGGAGCGCGUAAAAGAGAUUGAAGAGGCUGAAACUGAUGCUGGCUGGGUGCUUGACAACUUUCCCAAGAACUUUUCCCAAAUGGAUAUCUUACAGCAAGCUGGAAUCAUGCCAGACAUCCUCUUCUGUCUCAGAGACAAUGAUAGCAAUCAGGUUUUGAAGAGAUUGUAUGAAGCAAACAAGGACAGCGUGGACACAGCAGUAAGGAAGAGGUUGCAGGACAAACAAUCUGAUAAAGAGAAACAGGCCUUAAACCAGAAGGAACCCGAAUCAGAGGUAGAGGCCAAGCCUGCAGAGCUGGAAACAAAUCUAGAGACAGUUGUUGAAGAGACCGAAGCUGUGGUACUACCCGAUCAUUGGGACCUGGGUUACCCAGACGGCCCGGAGAUGAAUGACUAUAAACUGCAACUGCAACAGUUUGUGUCUGAAUGGGGCCAAAUGCAGUCUGCAUUAACUGUCGUCCACUCCGUACUGGAGAUUGGCCACAAAAGCCCAGAGGACCUGCUUCGAGAGAUGGUCCUUCAAAUGGAGAAACCCUUCGAGCACGUAUCGUGGGAGGUAUCGUCAAUGGACCUGGACCAGGAGGCAGAGGAUAUCGAGGCGUUAACUGAGCUGGAGAGAGCCGAGGAAGACAGCAGUGACAACGACUUAUCUGAGGAGGCGAAUGAAGGUGACACAACAGUCAAAAGGUUAUUAGGCGAUACCCAACAUUUCUGCCCUGUGGCCUUAAAAAACCAUAAUGUCCUGUGGCCGUGUACGGAUGAAAAUGCCGCCAAGUACCGUGAGAAGACCUUCUACUUCUCCAGCCUCGAAGCCAGGGACUCCUUCCUUCAAAACCCUCUUCAAUUUGUUGCACAGACUGAGCCUCUCAAGCCUCCUGUCCUGCGGAUCUUUUUGCUUGGCACCCGAGGGUCCGGCAAAACCACUCAUGGUGAGUGGCUUGCCCAGCAGCUUGGCAUCUUUCAUAUUCAGUUCAGAGAGCAACUCCAAAUGCUCAUCAUGGCCAAGACAAAGAAGCGGGUACCUCAUGCUGAUGAGGUAGAGUUCUCAGAGGAGUCUUCUGAGGAUUUGCAGGCCCUUAUAAAGGAAGCCAGGGCGGAGGUCGAGAAGGAGGAGACGGAGGAGCUGGAAGAGCUGGAGGAGACCUCCGCCAACAUGUAUGAUAUGGAGGAAGUGGUUCUGACUGAUGAGGAAAAGGCAAUCCAAGCCUACCUUUCUGAUGGAGAUCCACUGACUCCAGAGAUCCUGGAUAUGGUUAUCGCACCAUACUGGAAACAGGAGCCAUACAUAACUACAGGUUUCAUUUUGGAGGGCUUCCCUCACAAUCCCGAAGAGGUGCAGUAUAUGUUGCAGAAACAGCUUUUCCCAGACGUUGUGGUAAUGCUGGAGGUGGAUGUCCCAGAUGUCCAGAAGCGUCUGUUGCCGAGAUACUUGGAGAGCUGGUGUGAGCGCCGCAACCACCGUGAAGCACAGCGGAACCUCCUUCGGCAUCUGCGUGAGAAUAACAGGGAGGAGAACAUUGCCAGGAGAAGGGCUGAACUCACCAAGGCAGGAAAAACUAAGUAUGAAGAAGACGAUGAAGAGGAUGACGCUGCGGGUAACAUAGAGGAUGGGAUAGAGGCCGUGCUGGAGGAGGAGUUUCCUCUAGAGGAGGAAAACGAAGACAUGGAGAAUGAGGAGACUGAGGAGGCAGCGUCUGGGAGGCUGGAGAUGGAGAUAGCAGAGCGUUAUACGACGGAUGAAAACAGCCUUGUUACUGUGAUGGAGCUCCUGAGUGAACUAAGCAUAUCCAAUGUCUUGAUCAGAGCCUCUCGCAAGCUCCGCAUUGUGCGGUAUCAGCUGCUCCAGAAAAUCCAGCCCUUGCUGACCAACAGGGAGUCACUCUUCCAAAGAUGCCAACCCAUCUCAUACAGCCUGGCACAUAAGCUGCUGCUCUUCUCUUAUAAGCUCCACAGUGCCUUUGGCUGCUGGGAUCCCAUAAAGCAAUACAAAGAGAGAGAUGUGUUCCAGCCUGUGCAGUGGCCUCUCAACGCCACAUAUCCCAUAAUCUUCCAUCAGUAUAUCUACUUCUUUGAGUCUAAGGAGAACCGCAAAACAUUUAUGCUGAACCCCUUGAAGUACCUCAGGCAGCCAAAGCCCACCCCGUCCCUUUCUGCUAAAAUAGCAGUUGUUGGACCACCCAAAUCUGGAAAAACCACGGUGGCACAGAUGUUUGCUCGGAAAUAUGGCUUGGCCUGUCUGUCCAUUGGCAGUGUUAUGCGUGUGGUGCUGAGCAAUUAUGAGCACACUGAUCUGGUAGUCCAGAUGAAAAGGCAUCUCUCCCAGGGAUUUGCUGUGCCUGAUGACCUGGCCAUUCAGUGUCUGGAGGUGGUGCAAAUGAGCACGGUCUGCAGCAGAGGGUACGUGUUGGAUGGCUUUCCGAAGACACUUAAGCAGUCAGAGCUGAUUGAGUCUCGGAGUAUCAUUCCCAUGAUAGUUGUUGAGCUGGAGCUCGACACAGUGGAGGUGCUGAGGAGAGGCCUUCUGGACAAGAUGAAGCCCAACAAGCCUCACCUGAUGCACAACAGCUCAAAGAUCCUCCACAUUCGCAACUCCUGUUACACGCAGGAGAUAGAUCAUAUUAGGCAACACUUCCAACAACACUAUCAGAACUGGAUCCUGCUCGAUGGCUUGAAGAGCAAAUGGUGGAUCGGGAACAGAAUUGUAAAGGAGUUCAGCAUCAGCAUGAAAUAUAUCUCCAACUACGUGGGAAGGAUGUGCAGCAGGCAAGCAACCUCCAUCAACCGACUGUGCGUCACACCCAAGGAGCUGCAGUGUCGGCUUGGAGAGUUUGGUCAUUACUGCCCCGUCUGCCUGGCUCUACAUCACCACCUAGUGGACUGCUCAGACAUCGCAGCCUUAACUCAUGCGGCUGAGUACAGGGAACACUAUUACAAGAUGUGUGGCGAAGACCAUUUGGAGCGGUUCCUCACCACACCGGAUCAUUUUGUGUCUCCUGGCUGCGCACGCACUCUCCCACAACCCCACCUGCUGCCAAGAAAGAGAACUGAGAAUCAGGUGAAAAACAGGUUCCCACAGCAAGUUGAGAUGAAGGGCUUCUGCCCAGUCACUUAUCUGGAUGGAAAGAAAAGGUAUGAAGCUCUGGUUCGAGGAAAGAUGGAGUAUGCUGUUGAAUACCGAGAAAGGAUCUACAUUUUUGAGACAAAGCAGAAACAGGACAAGUUUUUGAGGAUUCCUGAAGCCUACUGGGACCAGAAGCUGCCCACUAAAGUUCCUCCUCUCUGUGAACCGAUACCCCUCACCUCCCUUCCAACGUUGGGCUAUCUGGAACAGGGUGUGUCAAUAUCAGUCAUCAAGGCCAUGACAGCAGUUGGGUGUCUGAAACCGAAGUACCCCUUCCUCAGCAUACAAAGAUCAUCCCUCCUCUAUGUGGCCUUCUAUCUGAAAGCUUUCAACAACAAGAGCACAGACUACACCCGCAAGCUGUACAAAAAGAAGCUGGCCUCGUUUGAAGAGAACUGUGCGCUCAUUCCCUACCUGAGCUCAACGAUGAGAGGGAGCUACCGGUCUCCCAGUGAGCGUCCCAUUAACUUGGAGUUCAAACUAAACAGGUUCCUGGCCUUGGGAGACUCGCCAGUUACCAACAUUGCGCUGUAG
This is a messenger RNA of Cyclopterus lumpus (lumpfish), 5109 nucleotides long. RefSeq names its product adenylate kinase 9 (gene ak9). Gene Ontology annotation, biological process: UDP biosynthetic process; CDP biosynthetic process. Gene Ontology annotation, cellular component: cytoplasm; nucleus. The record is from RefSeq and is a predicted model, not a curated record. Gene Ontology annotation, molecular function: UMP kinase activity; ATP hydrolysis activity; ATP binding. The transcript is spliced from 35 exons. Lineage: Eukaryota; Metazoa; Chordata; Actinopteri; Perciformes; Cyclopteridae. Bases 1 to 5109 code for a protein of 1702 amino acids.